This is a messenger RNA of Seriola aureovittata, 3742 nucleotides long. It is a transcript of the gene vox, whose product is annotated as ventral homeobox. NCBI's taxonomy places the organism in Eukaryota, Metazoa, Chordata, Actinopteri, Carangiformes, Carangidae. The transcript has 3 exons. Gene Ontology annotation, molecular function: DNA binding. The coding region runs from base 2845 to 3606 and encodes 253 amino acids. The record is from RefSeq and is a predicted model, not a curated record.
GCGCGCCUGUGCGUGUGCGUGUGUGUGUGUACUCAUAUGAUGGCUCUUGUUUCUUGCUUCUAUCAUUUUACUUCAGAAUAUGAAUGCAGGACUUCCAGUUGUAAUGGGCUGCUGUAUGUUUACACUGUGGUAAAGGAAUAGUCUGCUGAAUAGUUCCUGCACCACUGGUCUGGGAUCUCCAGCGCUAUUGAAUUUCAAAAUAAAAGCUGCUUGUGUUACUUCCAAACAGUACAAUAAUAUUAGCUGCUGGGUGAUUUUUUUUUUUUCUUCUCCAGAUCAGUCCCACAAUAAAUUAGAAUAUAAUGAGUGUUACAGCUUUUCCUGUGGGACAGACAGAGCUCGUGUGGGGCAGAGCUGAGGAAACAGGCGCAGUGUGAAGGAGACGUCCCGGGCGCUUUUUCAUUGUUAUCUAUCGGGAUCAGGGCGCAUCUUCAAAGCUGCGGAGAUAAAGAGCUCCAAAAGGCUGAAGGGACUCCUGCCUUCACAGCGACAGAUCACCGAUAAAGGAGACAACCAGGCCCAGCCUCUUAUCUGCAUUGUCAUAUAACUAAACGAUCAGUUUAGCAGUAUUGUCCCUGAGCUGGUGCGUGCAGAGCUCUCUCAGGGGAGGGCCCGCAAAUCCCACAGGUUAGACGCUGUCUGACGGAAAGUUGUGUCUCGGUUUAUUUGGCGCCUAAAAGACAUGAUGUGAAACUGUGAGUCACCGUGUUGACUGUGUACAGAGAAGCGGAGGAGGCUGAGCAUUUAUCUUUAGAUAACUCCACUGAGUUUAUAUUGAUCUUGUACCUGUUGUAUUAUAAGUGCGAUAUGUCAUCCUUCAGUAUGUGAGGCAGUCAGUCUCAGGAUCACCCAGGUCUGUUUCUAUGGGCUGGUUUGCGCUCCAAGGGUUUUCCCAGCUUCCUCGCAGCUUGUUUUAGCAUAUUUACAUUUGAACGGGCCGACAAUCCACUGUAAUUGUGUUGCUACUGUAAUGCCUUUGAUCCGUAAUGUUUGAAGCGCCUGUGCCAAACGCUGGCUGUUGGGUAGCUGGCGCCAGCAGCUCACCGGGGUAUCAAAGACGCGUCAAAUAAGAAACCAUUGGAGGACGGCAGUAUGAGCCCCCGUUUGAUAACACGAGUAAAAUCUGCGAGGUGAAGUUCUCACUGGACAGGAUUGUUUUUGGUUUUGUGACGCGACAGUGCAGAGGGUGUUACUGUCGCUCUGAAGCUGAGUUUGACGCGCACACUCACUGUCCUUAUUAUAGUCCAUUUCCCGUUUGGUCACUGGUGAAUCUCUGUAAUAGACCCAUUGUUUACACGAUAGUCAGUUCAGUCAAAGUGUAUCAGCAAUAACCAGAAGCCAAAUGACAGAUCUGUGCUGAGAAAGAAUCAUUAAAAAAAUGAAAAAAACAUUUCUUUGGUCCCCCUGUAUUUUCUAUUUUCUGCACUGAACCAGGAAAUAUAAUGUCAUCACACAUCAGGUCCAAUGAAUCACCUUUAAAGCAUGGAUCACUGUGAUAAGGAUUAAGGAGCUAUUUUGGAGCUGCACCUUGAAUACUAAAUGACUAAAGAUAUAUCCAGUGGUGGAAGAGGUGCACACAUCAGUUGCUUAUGUAAAAGCAAACCCACUAUAUAAAGUACUCCUUUAUUAGUACAAGUCCAGGGCUAUGAACUUUACAAAAUAAAAGUGUUUGACACGGCACCAUGCAGAAUCGAUCUCGUCAUUGUCAUAAUAUAUUGGAUUACAGAGUGGUGGAGCUCAUGAUUUGGAUAAAAUAAUAUCUACCCACUACCCGUGCAAAAUCUUAACCUGCAAGUAACAAGCGGCUCUAGGUGAAAUGGAUCUAUGGAGAACAACAUGAGCUCCUGAAAUGUAGUAAAGAAGAUGUAAAGUAAAAUGGAGAUACUCAAGUAAAGUACAUGCAUGCCAAAUUUGUACUUACUGGAGUAAAAAUUACUUUUUCACCAUCCUGUCGACUCAUUAUUAGUGUGUCCUAUAGGUGACAAAAAUAAGCCAUAUGGUUUAAACAAGCCAGAGAGAGGGAGAGCAGGGAAAGCGAUAGUCAAAGGACUAUUUCCCAAUCUCUCCUUUCUUUGUGCGGCUCUGUGUUCGUUUCUGAUGAAUCAGUUUCUGGCUGUUCAAAAAGUGUCAGAAAACUUUCCUCACUCAAAAACUGUCAUUUCGCAGCCAACUAAAGCACAUGCAUAUCUCCAGUGAUUGUCAUAUGAGAAAAUGGUCGUUACUGUAUUGGAGAAGUGGUACAACGGUGAGGGGAGUUAUGUCAAAUCAAAGCGUGUUUAAACUUCCAGAGAACGUGUUUACAACAUUACAAACUAUUUCAUUGGACCUUGGUGGACCCCUGCGCCCGCUUCCACAACCAUUACAUUAACACAUAGGCUGAUGAUUAUGUCUCUCUUCAUCAGACCCGGGUAUCAGUAAUUGCAUCCAUGUUAAAUUACGCAUUCUUGUGGCCGAGGUUUAUUUAAAAUGACUGAGGAGCCCGACUCCUCUCCUCCGCUGCUCCUGUACGCAGCAGCAACAUGGAAGUAUUCAUCCCCUCUCCUGCCCGGCUGUUUCUGCAGGGCCCUCAGUUUCAGUCGGGGCGGACAAAUGUAUGAGCUCAGGGGGAUUCUCACAGACUCAGUGGCGCCAGGUCUCCACACACUCACAGGAUAUGUAAAGACUUCAAUAACGAGCCAUUAACCCCUAAUCAUCGGGAUCUAUCGGGCGUUAACAAGGACCUCUACAUAUGCAAAUUGCGGUGAGCGGCCGGCCCCUAUAAAAGCUGACCCCGGAGAGGAGCUGCUGCCACACACUCCCUCUGACAUCUGGUGGAUUUACAGGUCACUGAGCAGCACUGCGAACAUGGUGAAGUACUUUUCUGUGGACUGGCUGGCCCAGAGCCAUCACACCACCACUCCGACUGAAGACCACGGAGCUGGCAUGGAUACUGCGCCGACCUGCAGACCUCAUAUCCCCUGCUUGGUGCAGCCGCGUCCCCCGACUUUUGGCAAGGGCUACCUGCAGCCAAAACCCAAACCAUCAAAGCCCGUUGAACACAUGGAGCCAGCGGAGAUCAGCAGGCCUCUGGACUCCAGCCUGUGCUCACCUUCACAUUCAACAAGCUGCGCCUCACCAAUUUCAGAAAUCAGCGGGUACUCCUCCGGGUACGAGAGCGAAGCAGCUUCCUAUGAGUGCCUCUCUGUGGAUGAGGCCAGCGAGGCGGAGAGAGACGGGCCACAGCGCCGCGUGCGCACAAAGUUCACCCCCGAGCAGAUCAGCAAGCUGGAGAAGAUCUUCAACAAGCACAAAUACCUGGACGGUGGAGAGAGGACGAAGACAGCACAGAAGCUGAACCUCACAGAAACUCAGGUGAGGACCUGGUUUCAGAACAGGAGGAUGAAGCUGAAACGGGAGGUGCAGGACUACCUCGCCCCCCAAGUCCCAUCAGUGAUGUUCCAGCCUCUUCCCCCAGUUCAGUACCACGGCAUGGCUGGACAGAGACCCCACUACCCCGCGACCGGCCCGGCCUUUUACCCGCUCCCCGUCCCGCAGAUGGUCCUCCAGCAACCUCUCCCCCCUCACCACCCUCCCCAUGUCAUGAUCCACAAUCCUCACUUCUACUGACAAACUGUCAACUAAGAGACUCUUCCGACUUAGACACUUACAAUCCAAAGAAAGUGCAAUCCAGAGUUGUUUUAUUUAAAAGUUGUAUAUGAUUCACAGAAAUGUCUAUUUAUAACUAAAUAAAGUUUAUCUUCUA